AUGGGCAGCGCGUGUCUCUUCUGCUCUUCAGUGCUCUUCAUCAGCUUCUUCUGUUCAUCUGUCGAAAGCUAUCCAAGUCCACUGACAGAUUGUGAUGAUUAUGGAGAUUAUAUUCAGGGCUCGUCUCUGUUAAGCUCUCUGUGUGGUGUGGAGUGGAGGAAUCAGGAUCAGGAGCAGAUCCAGAAUGUCUUCAAGAGGUUUCUCUUUCACUAUUCUAAAGCACACAACUCAGUGGGCUCGGUGGAGAGAGAGUCUCACUCGGUUCAUCCGCUCAUGCGUCUCUCGCCCAGACUCUCUCCGCGCAGGAAGAAACAGCAGGUGUGA
Molecule: messenger RNA, 324 nt
Organism: Sinocyclocheilus grahami
Lineage: Eukaryota; Metazoa; Chordata; Actinopteri; Cypriniformes; Cyprinidae
Product: neuromedin-S-like
Exons: 5
Coding region: 1-324 (107 amino acids)
Source: RefSeq, a predicted model, not a curated record